Myxocyprinus asiaticus (Chinese sucker) is the source of this 1717-nucleotide messenger RNA. Its product is annotated as histone H3-like. Gene Ontology annotation, cellular component: nucleosome. The record is from RefSeq and is a predicted model, not a curated record. The transcript has a single exon. The coding region runs from base 37 to 447 and encodes 136 amino acids. Lineage: Eukaryota; Metazoa; Chordata; Actinopteri; Cypriniformes; Catostomidae. Gene Ontology annotation, molecular function: structural constituent of chromatin; DNA binding; protein heterodimerization activity.
UCAGUAUCUGUGAAGAACGAAGAGAGUCUCGUCGUCAUGGCAAGAACCAAACAAACCGCCCGCAAAUCCACUGGUGGAAAAGCCCCGAGGAAGCAGCUCGCGACUAAAGCCGCCCGUAAGAGCGCUCCAGCCACCGGUGGAGUCAAGAAGCCUCAUCGUUACAGGCCCGGUACCGUAGCGCUGAGAGAGAUCCGCCGUUAUCAGAAGUCCACUGAACUGCUGAUUCGCAAACUGCCUUUCCAGCGUCUGGUGAGAGAAAUCGCUCAGGAUUUCAAGACGGAUCUGCGCUUCCAGAGCUCCGCCGUCAUGGCCCUGCAGGAGUCCAGCGAGGCCUAUUUGGUCGGUCUCUUUGAAGACACCAACUUGUGUGCCAUCCACGCCAAGAGGGUCACCAUCAUGCCCAAAGACAUUCAGCUGGCCCGCCGCAUUCGUGGAGAACGCGCUUAAAUCCCCAGCGGCGUCCCGCACAUCAACCCCAAAGGCUCUUUUAAGAGCCACAUCAAUUACACUCAACGAGAUAUUUUCCAGUCUUGAUUUUUAGUGGCUUAUGAAGCGAUAUUGACCCAAUGUGUAUUUGGAGGAUGUUGUUCAGAGCACGUAAUCAUUAACACUUCAUGUUAUUAUAAUGGUUUCCUCGUUUUACUUUCAGUUUAACUGGCAUUGAAGGUGUCUAGAUUGAAUGUGCGAUACUAUAUAACACACUUCUGUUAUACGACUAAUAUCAGUUUGCAUUGAUAAUAGUUUAUUGUCAGAGUCUUUUGUGUUCAUUUUCUGUAAGUCUCGGUUAAAGUUACACACUAAAUGUCAAAUUACAAAUACUGUGUUCUUCCUUUACCAUAGACUUACAGUAACAUCAAUGUAAAUAUAUUUACACAUGUAAAGUACAAUAUUAUAAUGUAAAUAUAUAGAAAAUAAUUGGAGUGAAGGAUCUCUUUAUUUUAGUUCUGGUUUGUAGUGAAUACAUUUCUGUUUGGUAUAUUUGACCUAUAUGAUGCAAUGAAGUUAAUGACCCUCUUCAGUUCUUUUCUACCACCUUCUCUGUCAGCAGCUCCUUUUAGACAUUUUAGAAAGCCUCUCAAUUCUCUCUAAAACUGAAUGUUAUGAGAUUGAUGUUUUAAAAACAAAAUUAUGAAUAUAGAAAUAAAAAUUAAACUUUAAAUGUAAAAUUAAAUUAUAAAAGAUAUGCUCUAUCAAAACAUUAAACCUGAAGACUGCUCUGAUGGUGCAUUUCAUUUACACAGAACCAAAGCAGCAGAACUGCCUUUGAUACAUGGGGCUAAGGUGGAACAAAGAGAAUAUACCAAAGCCAGUUUCUGUCUCAGUUGAUUAAAAAAUGUCAUUCUGUGAAUCUUAAUAAUGAGAUAUUGUCAUUAUUAUGAGAUAUCAUCUCAUAAUAUUGAGAAACUUUCUCAUAACAAUGGCUUAGUAUCAUAAUGAGAAACUCCCAUAAUUAUGAGUUGAUAUAAUAUUAAGCAAAAAAACAUAAACUUUUUUCAUAAUAAUGACCUCAUCAAAUUAGCCAUAGUACAAUAAUAAUAAAAAAAUACAGCGAUUUUACAACGACAACUGUCUCUUCACCAAAUCUCAUCUUUCAGUAGCCUCUUAAGAAAUGUAAAAAACCAUCUAAAUGACUAUUAAACAACCAUUAAACAAGAAUUGCAAUUAAUUGUUUAAAAUAAAUUAAUUGCUAGUGUUUAUUGUUUCCCUUCUAUUAUUU